Molecule: messenger RNA, 2471 nt
Organism: Misgurnus anguillicaudatus (oriental weatherfish)
Lineage: Eukaryota; Metazoa; Chordata; Actinopteri; Cypriniformes; Cobitidae
Source: RefSeq, a predicted model, not a curated record
GGUAACAUUCCUGUUAUGCAGCACACGAUGGAUUCAUGUCACUGCACCUCAUAUAUAACAGAUGUCUGGAGCUUUUGCUUUCAUAUCAUUUGAAGUGCUUAAAGAUAAGACAAAAACUGUGCUGAUAGCUAUUAUACAUCUGUUGGUCACAAUAUAUCACUAUGGAUUACUCUACAAAAACCCUGGCUGAAGGGUGCUUUGGGAAAAUAUAUAGGGAAAAGUAUAAGGAUUCAUGGGCUGCUAUGAAGAGAGUCCCUGUAGGUCUCAUCAGCAAAUAUGACCUGCAAAGAGAAUGCAAAGUUUAUGACAAUGCUCGGCAUCCGAAUGUUGUGAAGCUUCUUGGUAACCCUUGGAUUGAAAACUCUAAGUGGCACAUUCCCAUGGAAUUUAUCAGUGGAGAAGAUCUUGAGACAACCAUCUUUGAAGCACGAAAAUCCAAAAUACAGUUGACUCCAGCAGUGAAAGCCACAAUCAUCACUGGAAUGUGUGAAGGUUUGUAUCAACUUCAUAGUAAAGACAUCGUCCACCAAGACCUCAAACCUGAUAACAUCAUGGUCGAACAUGAAACCCAUCGCGCUGUGAUCAUUGACUUGGGGUUGGCAAAGUUUUUCAAAAAUGGACUCAGCUCUGCACAAAAUAUGGGCAAUGAAGCGUACUCAGCUCCAGAGAUCCUGCAGAGGGGUGGAGUUCGUGACAGGAGAUCAGAUGUUUGGGCAAUGGGUAAAAUCAUCGCUGAACUCUGUGCCAGGCUCAGGUUGCCGACUCAAUAUGUGUCUGCCAGCAAAAUUCAGGAAACUCUUAAAGAUCAUCCAUACUGUACGGCAGUGUCAAGGAUGGUGGAGACCAAUCCAGUUUCCAGAGCUCCUAUAGGUGCAGUCAUCUCAGACAUUAGGAGAGCUGCUUCAGCUUUCCAAACAGACAUCAAGCCAAGAGAUGUCACUGUAGCACAGAGAAAUGAAAUGAGGGCAAAUCAAAGGAGGGGUCAGCAAGUACCUGCUUUACGUAAGAUGGAUUUUAAGGCACCUCCUCUAAUAAAGCAUCACCAGACUCGACUUCAACCGAGAGAAAUGAGAAAGGCAGCAGACGUCCCUCCUAAUGUAGCCGGCUUGAGCGAUUCAAUGUCCCUUAUGUCAUUUCCUUGCCCCCUUCCAGAGAAUGGAAUAGUGAUUCAGAAACGCUUCAAUGAAAGGAAUGAACAGAUACAACAUAAAGAGAUUGUCGUUGAGGGAGGGAAAGUCAUUAAAUAUGAAAAGAAAAUAUUAAAAUGACAGAAACGCCCAGUUACAUUAUUGAUUUUUAGUAGCAGUUUUUAGUAGCAAAAGUUAUUUUCUCUGUUUUGGGGAAAAGAGCGGUAAGCACUCAUUCUCUUGGUGCACAAAAAAUACAAAAUCGUAAAUACAAUGUAAUCAGAUAAUCAUUUGUUCAUUUUAUCUGAUACAUGAAUCAAUAACUUGCAAUAUGAUAACUGAGAAAUUCUUAGGGGAAACUAUCCUCCACUUCAGUGGCGGCUGGUGACUUCUUUUUUUGAAGCGCAUGAUGCAAAGUUCGUCACAACAUGUAUGUAGCUUGUCAUGUGUGUGGUCCGUAAUUUCAAAUGUGUUCUGUGCUUUGAGAGGUCAUUUGUGCAUCACAUGUCUUGUUAAAAUAAGUGCCUGCUGCAGCACGUCUAAAGGGUUUAUGAUAAAAGAUAUGCUCGCGUUUGUCAGAUACUCACAUAAUCUCAUGCGUAAUCAGAGUUUACUGUUAAGGAAGUGUCUAGCGUGUAUUUUGGGAACGUAAGCGUCUCUUUAAUCAUAAAUGGUUUUGACACGUCUGCAGCAGGCACUUAUUUUGACAAAACACGUGAUGCACACAGGAUCUCUCGACACACAGGACACAUAUUUUGGAAAAGGGAACUACACGUGACAAUCCGUACACUUAUUUUGAAUUAGCGCAUCCUCGGAUGAGCAGUCACGAGCCGCCACUGCUCCACUUUCAAAUGACUCUUUUAUUCCCUUAAUUCUCCCCUAGAGGGAGUUUCUCUAGAAAAACAGUGAGUCAGGGUUUUACAAAACAGAAAGUAUAGAGUUUGUUGGUACUGAGGAAAAAUGCUGUAUAUCACGUCCAUCAGGAAGAUGGAGAAAGACAAUUCCAAGAAAAUUACAAAUCAUUUCUCUUUUCAUUAUGACUUUUACAGCAAGAAUGCGAAGGAUGUCCUAACCUGUAAAUUAAACUGUUGUACUACAAUAUUGGUAAUCAUUUAUUAAUUUUUUUGUCUUUAGUUGUUAUUUGUUGUAUAAUGCAUUUUUUAUAAUAAUAAUGCAUUUAAUUUGUAAAGCGCUUUUCUUAAACCCAAAGCGCAUACAGUAAAAUAAACAACAAGAGCAAUAAAACAAUUAAGAAAAUACAGCCUUAAACAAAUGUGUCUUUUUUUAAGUGUCCCAAAGUUUGUGCAUUUCUGAUAGUUGGAGGAAGCACAAUACAUAGCUUGG